Cadophora gregata is the source of this 2788-nucleotide messenger RNA. RefSeq lists its product as uncharacterized. The transcript is spliced from 10 exons. NCBI's taxonomy places the organism in Eukaryota, Fungi, Ascomycota, Leotiomycetes, Helotiales, Ploettnerulaceae. The record is from RefSeq and is a predicted model, not a curated record. Gene Ontology annotation, molecular function: oxidoreductase activity. The coding region runs from base 1616 to 2788 and encodes 390 amino acids.
GGAGAAAGGAGAGAGAUAUCCCAUCGUGAUGUACCAACUUCACCGAUACACAUGUAAACACUGUCUCCAGCUCAGUGUAUGUUAUGAUCAGCCUGUUUCUUAUGUUCUCCUUUUUCUUCUCUGUCUCUCUUUUGUACCAAUCGAUACUUCGCUGAUAUGGCUGUGGAGCGGCUCCUCAACCCAUCUCGAAUACUUAUCACUCUGUCCUCGCAAGAGUCUACAUACAUCCAUUGUCGAGAACUUCAAGUUGUGGUUAAGACGCAGGUAUAUUAGGACGAGAUCGGAAUUUUGGAGACUCGAACAGCACAUGGACAAUUGAUAGCGUGUAUUCAGAGCCGUCACCGGAUUUUGCUGAUACUCGCAGCGUUUCAGAUGGUCUUGGGUAUCUGUCCCAUCCACCUCACGAAAACUUUGAGAGCGCGUCGUUCACAUUUCAGGCAGAACGAAGAUCUUCCUUUCCACCAAUCGGUGGCUGCAAUUGGGGGGGAUCACUUCCUUGAUUUUUGAUCCUGCGGACACCCCAGAGUGCUUUCACUCCUAGCAGAUCAUCCGAAGCGUCGACGACUCCAAGCUUUGCGACAACUAUUUACAGCUCGAGCUACCAUCAAUCUCAACCACAAGCCAUCCAUAGCCCCGGUCAUAUGUCCCGAUCAAGUCCUCGGCGUAGUAUUUUAUCCAAAAAUCCCUUUCGAUCUUGUUCCUUCAGGUGCUAUCAACUGCUGCAUGACAAAGUGCCAAGUCAAAUCAUCCAUUACUCAUACACGCUACCAAAAUAUCAGAAGAAAACCACCCAGCCCCGCUUCUGUUGCACGGCAGGAUCGCAUACUACGGCCUCCAAUGUCGGAUCAGUCCAAUCGGAUCACGAUCUAUAUAUGUCAACUGGACGCCACAAUAUAGACGAACCGUUUCGGGCCGGGAAGAUCCUCCGAAAUGCGCUGCAGAUUUCUCGCCCUCGUGAGAUUUGCGUGACUUUUGCCGGAUGCGAUGCUUUCGAAAUGUAGCUGGCUGUGAAGAGAUUCAAUGACAGGGCGUGAACGAGGUGAUUUGGAAGCUUCGGCCGAAAUUGUGCUUGCAUUUCAGUUUCCGUUGUGUAGGUCCUUCUCGCUACAACUUCCUUGGGUCUUCUUUGCCCAAACCCCUGAGCGAGCAUGUCUUCGCAUUCGCGUAGCUCAUUCAAGGGCCGUCUCCCUACUUCUCGAUCACCGGACUUAAACACUUGGCAACCAAGAAAUCAAUCCUGCCUCCUUCGCCUUACCAGAAUUCAAAGUGCUAGGGUAUUCGCACUAAUCACGUAAGUUGCAUGAGAAUUCUUGGAUUGCGCUAUGGCUAUGGGAAGCGAUUCCCCUACUCAAUGAAGUAUUAACUGAAGGCUGGGCGGGGAACAAGCGAGAACUGUCAUUACAUUUCACAUGAGACAAUACGUGACAAGAAUGAAAUUUUUCUGGAUACAAAAGUAUAUUGAAUUCUCCGUAUUUUGAUUGUGGAGUGGGCAAUUUCACCAUGGACACAGGCAGCUACUUAGAGACCCUUUCCCCUUCGUCCCCUUCCUCUCCGCGUUCCACCUUGCAUUCCUUGCAGGUCUGCUCGAGUGUCUUGCUUAAUUGUCAUUUUCAUAAUGCAGUUUCGUUACUUUCUCACGGCGUUGUUCAUCUCGUUCAAUCUCGUGACUGCAACCCCACGGUCUUCCAAUGUCCCAGAUGAGGUAGACAAACUCGCUGCCAAAGGACUUAUCAAUCUUGAGAAGUAUCAGGCCAAAAGACAUAGCAAGUGUACUGUCAGGAAUGCUGCCAAGCGAAAGGAAUGGGGUGACCUCUCCUCAAGAGAAAAGAAGAAAUACAUUUCCGCAGUCCUUUGUCUUCAGUCUAAACCAUCAAGGACUCCCCGCUCGGUUGCACCCGGUGCACGCUCAAGAUAUGACGAUUUUGUACUAGUACACAUCAAUCAAACAUUGACAAUUCACGCCACAGGUAACUUCCUCUCUUGGCACAGAUACUUUGUCUGGGCAUAUGAAACCGCUCUGCGUGAUGAGUGCGGUUACAAAGGUUAUCAGCCAUACUGGAAUUGGGGCCGCUACUCGAGCGAUCCCAUCAAUUCUCCGCUGUUCGAUGGAAGCGAUACAAGUUUAUCUGGCAAUGGUCUCUACUACAACCAUACUGGCGUUCUUAUCGCUGGAGCCCCUCCACCAUUUGAUGUGAUCCCCCCUGCAGUUGGAGGAGGUUGUAUUACCACUGGUCCAUUUAAGAACAUGAGCGUCAACCUCGGUCCCCUCUUUCCAUCCAUCUCAGGUGUCCCACCCAACCCUCAGAAAGACGGCCUUGGAUAUAACCCACGCUGUCUUCGCCGAGACAUCAAUCCCCACGCAGCAGCCGUGACAGCAACCAACUACACCUACGCACUCAUCACCGAUCCUCUGCACUCUGACAUCUACUGGUUCCAAACUGUCAUGCAGGGACAAUUUCCAGAGGGCAAGUGGGGUGUGCACACAGGUGGUCACCACACUAUAGGAGGUGAUCCUGCCGGGGAUUUCUUCACAUCUCCAAAUGAGCCAGCUUUCUUCGUCCAUCACGGCAUGAUUGAUCGUGUCUGGUGGAUAUGGCAAACGCAGGACCUCGCAGCUCGUCUGAAGGCUGUGUCUGGGACAAUUACUUUGUUCAAUCAGCCGCCUUCUCGAAAUGUGACGUUGGACGAUGAUGUUGACUUGGGCAUCGUAGCACCGACUGUGAAGCUGGGGAGUUUAUUGGAUACUAUGGGUGGGUUGGGUGGUGAGUUCUGUUACGUUUAUGUUUAA